Colletotrichum godetiae is the source of this 712-nucleotide messenger RNA. RefSeq lists its product as uncharacterized. The transcript is spliced from 3 exons. The record is from RefSeq and is a predicted model, not a curated record. The coding region runs from base 92 to 712 and encodes 206 amino acids. NCBI's taxonomy places the organism in Eukaryota, Fungi, Ascomycota, Sordariomycetes, Glomerellales, Glomerellaceae.
GUUUGAACAUCGCCUGGGUAGGCACUCUCGAUCUUGAUCCCUUUCCAGAUACUCCCUCAAUCUCGAACCCGUCCAGCCCAUCUCAAACAACAUGUCGUCCUGCACAGUCUGUAAAAGAGGACCGCCCCAGAUCACCCUAAGAAACUGCGCAAAGUGCUCCACAAUACCAUACUGCUCCCGCGACUACCAACCCAUCAACCGGCCCUUUACAAAGCUGGACAACGGCACCUGGCUCCACGACCGGCCCGAGGCGGACGUCUACCGCCUCCUUGUUGACGCCUAUCGGCUGCGCGUCGAGGACUACAUCUACGGCGGCGCGGAGGACGGACUGGAAGGGUUCCGGCGGGUUAUGAAGAAAGCUGCGAAGCGGAAGGGGCUGUUGCCCGCUUGGUGGUGUCCCAAGAAGCAGGCGGCGUGCGAGCGCUUGGACGGGGCGGAGGGGGAUGAUGGAGAUGAUGAUAAUGAUGAUUAUUAUUAUGACUUGGGGUCCGCUGUCGAGAAGGCUGAUAUUAUUGAGCGGUAUGGCAACCCGCGGUUCCCGAUACAGCUGCGUAUAUUUGCCGAGGCGGUGAAUUUGAGGGGUCCUGGUGGGCAGGAUGGUUCGUCGAUGAGGAAGAUGAUGGCUUCGAUGGAGGGCGGGGCGUAUGGGUCUGCGGCGAUGAGAUCGACUAUUGAUACCACUACGAUGAACAGGUCGGAUUUUAGGUCGUGA